AAAUGAAAAAGCAAUAGGGCAGGAAAAACUGAUAUUUGUUUCCAUGGUAACCAAAGAUUUUCGAAUGAAGUAACGUGAUUAACAAUUAAAAAGAAAAUAGUCAUGGAUGGGCGACCACCAACUUCUGCUGGCAACAGACCAGGUUCGGGUCUGAGACCAAUGUCUUCUGUUCGACAACCUAGUAAUUUGGCUUUACCUAGUCGUUCUGGCAUUCCUGGAACAGCAAGUCGGUUAAUAACUGCAUCUAGUAAUCGACCUGGAACUCGAAGUGGUUUUGCUCAAGGUGUUGGUGUUUUGUCACAUAUAAAUGUUGUAGACCGCCCAAUGUCUCAGCAAGGUCUUGUCACUCCCAAAACUGGAGUUCGAACACCUCGCAGACAAGUACAAGAUAAGUCCUAUUUCAUGGGAUUACUUCGAAGUAAAGUUAAUGAACUUACUGCAGAAAUUGCACGCCUAACUAAGGAAACAGAUUUGUUGACAAAAGAGCAAUCUACAUACCUCACAUAUGAGAAAAGAGCUGAAGCACAAGCAUUAGAACUGAAAAAUUUGCAGGGACAAUUGGCAGAUUAUAAUUUGCUUGUUGAUAAAUUAAAUACUGAUGCAGAAAUGUCUGAUGUACAACAAGAAUAUAGAGAUUUGAAAGCCCAAAAUGAAAAUGAAACUGUUGUCAUUGACAGUUUAUUUGAACAGAGACAGGAGCGAGAAGCUCAAUUAGCUCAGCUUGAAGCAGAGAUUACACAAGAACGAUAUGUUGCAGAAAACCUGACAUCUACAAUGUCUCCUGAGUUAAGACAGCAAUACAAUGAACUGAAAAAAACAGACAAUAAUCUUCAGAGAGCUCUAGAAAAACUCCAACAAGAUUUGGAUUUGCUUCUGACUCAAAAAAUGUCUUUGGAAGAAGAACUUUCGAUGUCACAGAUUAAACAAGAAGCUUCUAAUCUGUAUAAUAAACUAAGAGAAGUAGAAGAGAAACGAGAUGCUCUCAUAUUAGAAGAAAAAACCAAGGGAACUCCGGCACAAGAACGUGAAAGCCUGGUGCAACAAGUCAAAGAACACAACACUGAAAUUACCAGCAUAGAAAGGCAAUCUUCAGAAAUUCGAGAGCAGAUCAGCCGAAUAAAAACAGAAUUAGAGCAGAUUGACCUUGAAAUUGAAGAUCAUCAAGGAGAAAGAGCAAGUAAAUACAGAGAAUUAAAAAAGAGAGAAGAGACAAUGGAUUCUUUCCUGUUGACAUUUGAUGAAAAUCAAAGCACAGCUUUGGAGAAGAAAAGUCUACUUGAAAGUACCAUUGUUGCAUUACUAGAAAAACUGAGCAGGAAUAUUGGCCAUUUUCAUCACAUACCUACUCCUCAGGAGUUAGCUCUUCUUAAAGAUGAUUUGCAAUUUAAAGAAGGAGAAAUGGAAAAAUCCAGAAUGACUGUAAUGACUUUAAGUAAUGAGCAAAAGAAACUUGCUAUGGAUCUUACUAAGAUCGAACAGUUAGAGACAAAAAUUCAACAAGAAUUAGAAACACUCCAGCAAAAAAUUACAACAAUGGAAAAGGAAAUUGUGGUUUAUUCUGAUCUCGAUUCCUUAAAAACUGCUGCAGAAGAAAAGAGAAAUAAAUUAAUAGAGGAGGAAAAAAUUUUAAGAAGGCAAAAAGAUUGUACAAAACAGGUUGUUGGAGAAUUAAAUGUUGCUUAUGAAACACUGAAGAACAAAUUGAAUGAUAACGAAACUUACACACAACUCUGCAAUCUGGAGCGUCGAUGGCAACAUUUAGAGCAGAAUAAUUUCUCCAUGCAAGAGUUUGUAGCUUCUAAAAGAGCACAAACAGAUUAUUCUAAAAGCAAAAGUUUUGCUAAAGAAACCCUGACCCUCUUGAAUGAGAUGUUGCAGGAACCUCUACUGCAACGAUGAUCAUUUUGUUUGUUGUUCAAUAUUAUUUAUUUUAUUAGGAUAUAUAUGUAAUCGCACAUGCAGCGGCAUUAGUGUUAAUUAGUUUAAGAUUUCAUGCUCCCACUUGCAGUAAUAUUUUAUCAAUAUUAUAUACUUACAUUUUUUUUUAUUGUAAAAUAGUUUUUUUUUUUUAAUUCUUUGAUAAUUUUGGUUGCAUUUAUAAAAAAUGCAUAUACAUCUGUAAAAUACACAUAUAUUAAUAUAAUAAGGAAACAAUUUUAAAAGUCACUUUUGAGCAACAAGAAAUUAUAAUGCUUCAUUUUACCAAAAUUGCUUUGAUAAUCAAUUUUUGCUUAAAUUGAUUCUGUAGUUAAUUUUGCAAAAUGAAGCAUUAGAAUUUUAAGAAGUCUGUUAUGCAACAGAUUGCAGUUGAUUGGUUGGUUUUAAGUAUUUAGAUAUAAUUUUCAACAUUAAAUUUCAAAUCCUCAUAUAAUGGUUGUUGGUUCCCAGUUGCAUUACUACUUUCAUCUGGAAUAUGAAUUACGCAAUUGUAAGAAAUGUUAGAAAGUCUUCAAAGAUUUGAACUGUGAACUGAGAAUAAAAUUCUAGAAAAAAUAAUUGAGGAAAUAGUUACAUGAAAAUGGAAGUUCUAAUGUUACUUAGUAAUAUAAAAUUAAUUUGCAGAAUGAACAUUUAUUUAUCAUUUAAAGCUAAAAGAUGAGUUUAUUAAAAUAAAUUUAGCUCUGCAACGAAUUUGUAUGUAAUAAGAUUUAUCAAAUUUAACACUAUUUCAAAUACUUAUAGACCUUAUUUCCAACUAAUUUAAUGACAUCCCAGUAUAGUGUUGCCUUUAUAUUAAUGGAUAUAUCACUGCAUUUAUGUAUGUAUUUUCAUCUAUUAGCAAAAUUUUUGGGUAGCCAAAAACAAUCCUCUAUGUGGAAGGAACCAUAUGUGAUUAGUUAUGAAAGUAUUAACCUGUUAAUAAGAAUGGCAGCAAUUAAAAAAAAAAUCCUUCCAUUUUAUACAUUUGAUCUAUCGACAGUUGUUUUAUGUUGAGUGCAAUAUAAACAUGACUAUCUGACUAGAGCUAACUAGGUUGUAACUAGAAAAUUGUUAAUACUGACUAAAAGUUUACUAUACUUUAUAUAAUAAAAGUUACUAAAUACUUACUCAUUUUAUUUUAAUAUUGUACAGAAAAAGCUAAUUUAGUUAUAAUUUUAAAUAAGUAAGAAUCUAUGUAUAAAAUAUUAAUAUAUGUGCACAGAAAUCGAUUUUAUUAUUGUUCAGUGGCAACUGUCAAAUGUAAACAAAUCACUACAUGAACAUUUCAGACUGCUUCAUUGAACAUUUUUUAUAACUUCAUUUAGUUCAAUGUUUCAUUAAUUAAUGAAACUGCAAAGUGUUAGUUGAAAUGUUUUGAAUAGAGUUCUCUGGAAACUCUUUUCACUUGGAGAAAUUCAGAUGCAAAAUAAAUAAAUAAAUAAGGGAGUGUCAAGCAAAGGUAAAUCGAAUGCAAAAAUAGGCUUAACUAUUACCAGAUGGAUAAUUGAUAUGAUUUAUCUAUGGAAAUUGAUGACCAUAUGUACCAGAACUAUAAUCUCACAAAAAUAGUUUUUUGCAUAAUCUUAAAAUUAAGAAA
Argiope bruennichi is the source of this 3517-nucleotide messenger RNA. Its product is annotated as intraflagellar transport protein 74 homolog. NCBI's taxonomy places the organism in Eukaryota, Metazoa, Arthropoda, Arachnida, Araneae, Araneidae. Gene Ontology annotation, biological process: intraciliary transport involved in cilium assembly; cilium assembly. The record is from RefSeq and is a predicted model, not a curated record. Gene Ontology annotation, cellular component: cilium; centrosome; intraciliary transport particle B. The transcript is spliced from 9 exons. The coding region runs from base 103 to 1899 and encodes 598 amino acids. Gene Ontology annotation, molecular function: beta-tubulin binding.